Saitoella complicata NRRL Y-17804 is the source of this 1056-nucleotide messenger RNA. RefSeq names its product S-adenosyl-L-methionine-dependent methyltransferase. Bases 1 to 981 code for a protein of 326 amino acids. The transcript has a single exon. Gene Ontology annotation, cellular component: nucleus. Lineage: Eukaryota; Fungi; Ascomycota; Saitoellomycetes; Saitoellales; Saitoellaceae. The record is from RefSeq and is a predicted model, not a curated record. Gene Ontology annotation, molecular function: protein-arginine N-methyltransferase activity. Gene Ontology annotation, biological process: peptidyl-arginine methylation.
AUGACCUCCAAGGACUACUACUUUGACUCGUAUGCCCACUUUGGUAUUCACGAGGAAAUGCUGAAGGAUGAGGUCCGAACGAGGUCGUACCGCGACUCUGUGUUGAACAACAAGCACUUGUUCAAGGAUAAGGUUGUUCUUGAUGUUGGGUGCGGUACUGGUAUUUUGUCCAUGUUCUGCGCAAAGGCUGGAGCGAAGCACGUUUAUGGUAUCGAUAUGUCCAACAUCAUCAAGCAGGCACGGAAAAUUGUCGAUGUCAACGGAUUGUCGGAUAAGGUUACCCUGAUCCAGGGUAAGAUGGAGGAGAUCGAGUUGCCGGUGCAGAAGGUCGACAUUAUCAUCUCCGAGUGGAUGGGAUACUUCUUGUUGUAUGAAUCUAUGUUGGACACCGUGUUGUUGGCUCGUGACAAGUACUUGGCGCCCGGUGGUAUGAUGUUCCCCGACAAGGCUACCAUGUUCGUCGCUGGUAUCGAGGAUGGAGACUACAAGGAGGAGAAGAUCGGUUACUGGGAUGAUGUGUACGGCUUUGACUACUCCCCCAUCAAGGAGAUCGCGCUCAAGGAGCCCCUGGUCGACAUCGUCGACAUCAAGAACGUCGUCACCGACCCUUGCUGUAUCGCCUCCUUCGACCUCCUUACUGUCACCGUAGAAGACCUCGCCUUCUCCCGUGACUUCAGAAUCAUGGCCAGAAGAGACGACUACGUCCACGCCCUUAUUUUCUGGUUCGACAUCUCCUUCGACGCAUGCCACAAGCCCGUCAAGUUCAGUACCGGACCCCACGCAAAGUACACUCAUUGGAAGCAGACCGUGAUGUACCUUCCCAACGACGGAUUGGCCAUGAAGGAGGGCGAGAGCAUCGAGGGACACGUGAGCAGCAAGCCUAACGCGGAGAACCCCAGAGAUUUGGAUAUCGUUAUUUCUUACAAGUUUGAAGGAGAGCACGCCAAGGAUGAGGGAAACUGCGAGUACAGAAUGUGUUAAAGAAGUUGAAUCUUGAUCUUGAGAUCGGUACGACAGAAUGCAGUAUGAGACGCCGAGACAGAGAUGAAAGUGGAA